This is a messenger RNA of Aspergillus tanneri, 1983 nucleotides long. Its product is annotated as transcription factor domain-containing protein. The transcript has 9 exons. Gene Ontology annotation, molecular function: zinc ion binding; DNA-binding transcription factor activity, RNA polymerase II-specific. The record is from RefSeq and is a predicted model, not a curated record. Gene Ontology annotation, biological process: regulation of DNA-templated transcription. NCBI's taxonomy places the organism in Eukaryota, Fungi, Ascomycota, Eurotiomycetes, Eurotiales, Aspergillaceae. The coding region runs from base 1 to 1983 and encodes 660 amino acids.
AUGAAUCCCGGGGAGUUCAAGCGGCCAAGUCGUCGAUUCAAUGAGCCCCCCGUUAAGCUGGCUUGUCUUUCUUGUCGUGCCCUGCGGAUUCGCUGUGAUGGCCAGGCGGAAUGUGCCAACUGUAUAGCCAAAGGGAGGUCAUGCUGCUAUGUCCCCAGCCGGCGAGGUGGUCCCCGAAAUUGUCUAGCACGACGGAAUAGAGGCACCGUCGCUGGUGGCGGUGCAACGGAUCUGCCAUCGACAGAGGAAAUAAACCCUCUGGCAGGGUCACCCACUCCGAUGGAGCCGGAGGCGAGAUCGAACACUGGGGCAGACGAAUGGGUCAGUCAACUCAGUGGCCUGUGUGGUCCUGGAGCUGGACUGCGUAACGUGGAAAUGCCCUUGGCGGAGAUAGAUUCCAUCUUCGACUCUAUCUUUACACCUUUAAGCAAGGAUCCAUCGGAUUCGCAGACCUCCUCCGGGACCAACCGGAUUCGUAUCUAUGACAGUAACGAGGACUUACUGGAUGCGUAUUAUAUCUUCAUCCACCCAUAUUUCCCUAUUCUCCCUCCGCUGGAACGCCUCCCUGUCACUACCAGUUCAAUAUCGGAAAAGGCACCGAGCUUUGAGCCGUCCAAUCCCCUAGGGAGGGCCAUCGCUGCCAUACUGGUCCUCAUUCCUCAUCCAAACGAAAAGGAACCCUCGAGGCCGGCCUACGUAAAGAUCCGUAGAGACUUUGCGCAUUGCUUUGCUAAAUCGGCCCUGGAUGCGGUUGAAAUGGAUUAUGAGCGGCUUCAAUUCUGCAAGAACCCUCAGGAUCACCACGCAGAAGGCGUGGAAGCGUUCCGCCGCGAACCAUUUCACCCAAAACUACCAGUGUCUUUAGAAGGCGUGGUGGCUCUUGCCUUGCUAAGUGUCUACGAGUAUGCGCAACAAGGGCACCUGGAACGGAUGCUUCAUCGGGCAAGUCAAGCGUUGGCGCUGGCGCUGAGUAUGUCACUUCAUGAGGCACUGGACGAAGACGUGUUCGCGGAAGCUCGACGUCGGACAUGGUGGAUGACGUAUAUAGUAAUAUGCCAGGCAUUGGCCGUGAACCAUAUGCCACCAACGUUCGACUUGUAUGACCCUUGGUUUGUGACUCCGUAUCCAGAGGGGUGGAAGCUACUCGUCGAAGCCCAACAGACCCUUCUCGAAUCGGCAACAUUUACUCGCGAUCUCGAUCAGGCAAUAAAGUCCGGUAGUGAUGCAUCAUGGGUGCUCUCACGGAUGGCCCAACUGGAUAGCCAGAUGGCUUCGCUCUUGCUUCUUUGUCGACAUGCUCCUUCAGUGUCUGAAAUGGUGCCUCCUUCAGAUUCUCCGGACUUUAUUGCAUCGAAGGCAAUGCGGGCAUGUGCAGAGAUCCGACUACAUACUGCACGUAUCAAAAUCCACCGACUUUGCGCUUUUCAAGACAUCACAGCUAUCUCAAAGCGAGCCGAGGACCUCGAAACCACGCCACUUGACCCGAUCGACGGCUCACUUGAGCCAGGGAACAGUCCGAUUUACAUCCAAGACCCUCCGAUUCCCUCUCAUGCUCAUAACCUCUCCUUCCCCUUCUCCUCGGACGAAUCCUCUAAAAUCUGCCUUCACGCCGCUUUCAAUGUUGUCGUCUUGCUCGACAAUCUUCCAUACCCGAACCCCACGAACGAGAUAUGCGAGACGAGCGCAUUUCUCUCCUUAGGAUUGGAGACCGAGUUGCCUCGAGCCAUGCCGACAUUGGUAUGCUGUGCAAUGCAGGCUGGGUAUGCACUGUUGAUGCUAUGCGUCAAAGCGCGCGCCCUUCAGCACACCGGCAGGGUUGGGUCCGGACAAUUGGCUACCUCCUUGACUGGGUUUAGGGAUGAGCUUUACCAGAGCUUGCAGCUGGUGAUCAAGUGUCUCGGGAACUAUUCGAUUGCAUAUGAAGCAUUACAUGGCGUGAGAGAUGAAAUAUCCCAGGCAAUUGAGAGAGAAUUCCGGUCUUAA